Rhododendron vialii is the source of this 2894-nucleotide messenger RNA. RefSeq names its product putative disease resistance protein RGA4. The coding region runs from base 156 to 2768 and encodes 870 amino acids. The record is from RefSeq and is a predicted model, not a curated record. NCBI's taxonomy places the organism in Eukaryota, Viridiplantae, Streptophyta, Magnoliopsida, Ericales, Ericaceae. The transcript is spliced from 3 exons. Gene Ontology annotation, biological process: defense response to other organism. Gene Ontology annotation, molecular function: ADP binding.
UGAGAAAGCUUAGAGAAAAACUAAAUGGUAAAAAAUACUUGCUUGUAUUAGAUGAUGUCAGGAAUACGAAUUCAGAUUUAUGGGUAGGCUUGAAAUUUUUUUUGAUAGAAAUAGGUGGCUCUAAGGAAAACAAAAUUUUAGUUACUACCCGUAGCAUGGACGUCGUAUCAGCAAUGCGAACAUCCCUGUCUUGCACCCAUCAAUUGACGCAGCUGUCGGACGAUGAUUGUUUAACGAUAUUUAGGACAAAAGCAUUUGGCGAUGGUGGACCAAGGGAAACUCAAAGAUUAUUGGAUAUUGGUAGAAGAAUGGUGGAAAAGUGCAAGGGUGUGCCGUUAGCAGUAAACGCAUUAGGAGGUUUACUGUACUCGAAACAUGAGGAACAAGAAUGGGAGUCCAUUGAGAAGAGUGAAAUGUGGAGUUUACUGGAAAUAAACGAUGAAAUUCUACCAAUAUUGAGGCUUAGUUUUGACCACUUACCAUCACCAUCUUUGAAAAGUUCUUUUGCAUACUGUUCUAUUUUUCCAAAGGAUCAAGUCAUUAUAAAGGACGACUUGAUUCAACUUUGGAUGGGUCUAGGAUAUCUUCAACCUUCUUCAGGAAGAAAGGAGGAAAUGGAAGAGUUAGGCAAUGAGUAUUUUGUAACUUUAUUGCGCAAUUCGUUAUUCGAGGAAGUGGAAUUCGAUGAGUAUAACAAUAUCACAAGUUGCAAGAUUCAUGAUCUUGUUCAUGAUCUUGCACUCCAUGCCUCAAAGGGAACUUGUUUAACUCUGGAUGCUAGUGAGGUGAAGAAUUAUCCCGAUGUUCAACAUUUGUCGUUGAUUUUUACAAAAGAAACACGAUUAGAUAUAUCAAAAGAAAAUGUUGGAAUACUAAGGACACUAUUUUUAGAAGGACAUCUCCCCCAGAACACCAAUGACUUUAAGUGUAUACGUGCCCUGCGUUGUCUUGAAGAAUCUUCUAUGAAAGAAGAAUCUUGUGCAGAAGAGUUGUCUUGUUCAAUACCCAAGUCCAUACAUUUAAGGUAUCUUGACCUCACUAAGACUCCUAUUGUGAAAGUCCCAAAGUUUAUCACCAAGCUCUACCAUUUGGAAACACUGAAACUGCCAUAUAAUAUAAGUGAGCUUCCACCAGAUUUUUGUAAUUUGGCUAGCUUGAGACAUUUUUAUCUUGGAGAGAUAAAUGUACUUGAGAGAUUCAUGGAGCUCCCCAGAGAUUUUUAUAUUCUAGAAACAGGUCGAAAGAGGAGAUUGAUGACAAUGAAUAUAGGGCAAUUGAAAUAUUUGCUAACAUUACCAUUCUUUGUUGUGGGCAAGGGGAGUGGCCAUAGAAUUGAAGAGUUAGGUAGCUUAAGCAAGCUAAGAGGUAGAUUACAUGUUUACGAUCUACAACACGUGAAAGACAAGGAAGAAGCAGAGAAGGCUCAAAUAUUAGGAAAAUCAGACAUUAAAGAGAUUCAAUUUCACUGGGAUGAAAUCCUCGAAGAGUCCAAAAAUAACCAUGGGGAUGUGUUGGAAGGACUCAAACCACACUGGAAUGUUAAGGGACUAAGUCUUAGAAACUUUGGAGGAAGAAGAUGGGCGUCGUGGAUGAGUAGAGAUUACUACUCACUUCUAAUGCUAGUGAAGAUCGAGCUAAUGAACUGUUGGUUGUGUGAGCAAGUCCCAACACUCGGACACCUUCCGCAUCUUGCGAUUGUCAAAAUGGGUGGCUUGAAUAACUUGAAGCAUAUUGGUCACGAAUUUUAUGGACAGGACGAAUGCAUUAUCGAUAACUGCGAUCGUAGAGAGGCAACAGCUCCAAGAAUAUUUCUAACAUUGAGUGAAUUAAGACUUGUUGAUAUGCCUCAACUAGAAGAAUGGUCAUACGUAUCGCCAUUGCUCGCUUCUGCCGCGAGCAUGAUAAACUCCUUCCCUUGUCUUCAGAUUUUAGAAAUUGAAGAGUGCCCCAAGUUGAUAGCCAUUCCAGCAACAUUCAAUGGCUCGACAUCGCUUCAACGACUUUCAAUUAAUGGGUGCACGGAGUUGACGUGUUUGCCAGAAGGGGUGCUACAACCAACCCUUGUAAAAAUAAGCAUAGACAAUUGCCCAAACUUAAAAAAGCUCAAUUCAAUUGACGAAACAGAAGCAGUAGCAGUCAACGGCUCGACGUCCCUUCAACAACUUUUGAUUCGCGGAUGCCCGGAGUUGAUGUGUUUACCGAAAGGGCUGCUACAACCAACCCUUGAAGAUAUGGUCAUAUCUUGGUGUCCAAAGUUGGAGACACCCAAUCCAGAUGCAUUACGCAGCCUCACAUCCCUCAAGCAACUGGAGAUUAGAGACUGUCCAAAUUGGGGGAGGGGUUGGGAGGAGGGGUUGUUUUGCACCACCAACGUUAGAAUAUUGUCUUUAGGUGAUUUCGGAGAGGAGUAUAUAAAAUUACCCUGGCCCUCCACAAGUGCUCCAUCACAACCCUCCACAAGUGCUCCAUCACCACCAUGGAGGCAUCUCACCUCCGUGAAGAAUCUAAGAUUAUAUGGAUGGCCAGAGGUCAAGUCUCUCCCUGAUCAACUUGAGCACCUCCCUGCCUUGAUAGAUUUCAUAAUUCGAGGGUUCAGUGGGUUGGAAUCUCUGCCGGAGUGCCUGCGCAACCUUUCAUCCCUUAAAUAUUUGGGUAUAUUUGAUUGUCCCCUUCUGGAGAAAAGAUGCGAAAAGGGAGGCGAAGAUUGGCACAAGAUUGCUCAUAUUCCACGCAUUUAUAUAGAUAAUAGGAAAAUACAGGGGAGCUAAAGUGUAGCCUCUCCUUGCAGAUGAAGAAUGAAACUCCCCUACGAAUCAUGUAAGUUUUUAUUUACUGCAUUUUCUUUUGUUUGCUUAUUUUCAGACUCGGUUCUCUAAAUGUAAUAACGGCCUCGG